Cladocopium goreaui is the source of this 884-nucleotide messenger RNA. NCBI's taxonomy places the organism in Eukaryota, Dinophyceae, Suessiales, Symbiodiniaceae. The record is from the annotation of a GenBank genome assembly.
UGGCUCCAGCUGUUUUUUUUUUGGCUCCGAGUCGUCACGGUGCUUUCGUCCAGAAGGGUGACGAAUCGCGGGCAACGCGGGCAACGCGGGCGCCAUGUCCUAUGACCUUCGGAGGAUAUGCAAUCACACCAUGAGCAGCGGCCGCAAUGCCACCGUCUUGAUGGAUCCCGACUAUGUAUUGGGCAAGAGCUUCUCCACCGCCAAGCCCAAUGUAGGCAUCUUUGCAGCGAAUGGCUACAAAUGCUAUCCACCCAACUACCGAAAUCGCCCGCGCCCUGCUGAUGUGAAGCGCCUGAGCAUGCCAGUGAGCCGGCCACCUCCGGUUCCAGCAGGGGUGUCGUCCAUGCCUACCCUGCAGAAGGGAAGGUGCGCCUCGACACCCCAGCUCUUUCCGCCGGGAAGUUCAGGUGAACGUCGGAGCACAGCACCCCAGUCGUUUCAGGCGUGUGACUUGAAAUCCAUGAAGCGCAACAGUUCCGUGACCCGUUUCUGAUGUCAAACUUACAGAGUUUGACGAAGGGUAACGAAAAACCGGAUGACACGUGGCGAAAUUGGAUGAGUCCAUUGAUAUCUCAGGGAACCGGUGGAAAAUGACGAUGACUCCCGUGAGGGAAAACUGAUAGAAUCCUUUGGAUCCUUUCCAGCCACGUGCUGUAGAUCGAUUCUCCCCGGUACAGUACAAAAAGUGAGGGGAGUUCCGGGUAGUUUGAAAUCGCCGCCGCCAAUGACUCGACUGAAUCUGCUCUGGGGAAACCCCAUCGCUAUAAGGCGACUAGUGGGGUGUGGCCCAAGGGCAUGGAGGGAUGCUGCAGGCAAUCCACUCAACUUUUGCAUUGCAUGACCGGUAUGUACAGCCAGAGUGCUGCGGAAUAAGCUGAAAAAAA